AUCGCCGCUCUCCUUUUUUUUCUUUCUUUCCCGUUCUCCCUCUCUCUCUCUCUCACGCUCACUCGGUGUAUACCAGUUUUUUUUUUUUACUCCUAAUGGCGUCUGCUAUCAUUUGACCCGAUCCCGUUUUGUUUGCGUGCAAGCCGCGAUCGUUGUUCUCGUCGGCGUCAGCAGGUUAAAUUCAAAAACAUAUCUAUCAAAAGCCGUUAGUUUCGUCGUAUCCAACGUACACUUUCGUUUUGCGCACUACAACAACACCAUGUCCACCAAACGGCAGUCGAAGGGCAAGGCCAACGGAGUGUCGCGCAAAAAGUCAAAACUGGUCGAGGAAGACCCGUUGGACUUGACCGACGAAGAACAGGAUGACGACAGAAAAUCGUCCGACGACGAAGCCGGCGACAUGGCGGCAGAAGAGAACGAGUCCAUUAGAGUGAAGGGUCCAGAUCAUAUUGGUAUUGUACUCAUAACCGGUGGUACUAAUUGGGAUUUAAACGGUCGUAAAGCUGUGCCAAAAGGAGGCAAGUCAGUUGGACGCAACUUAUAUGAGCCCCACGUAUUCGUUCCACUUAAAGACACUCGUAUUCGUCAUGUCGUAAGUGGUUGUAACUCAUCACACACUAUUUUCAUUACAGAGGAAGGCAAAGCGCUGUCUUUAGGUCGUAAUGAAAAAGGUCAAUUGGGAGUGAAAGAUUUAAACAGACGGGACAUACCGACUCCAAUUGAAGGUUUACCUGAUCACGCUAUUGUUAAUGCCGCAACAGGCCGUAGCCAUACACUUCUUCUUACUGAUCGUGGCGCAGUCUACAGUUGUGGUGAUAAUAAGAAUGGUCAGUGUGGGUUGAAAUCUAAAGAACCCAUGAUUUUAACAGCAAUGAAGGUUAAAUAUAGUGGCCCUCCAAUUGUUAAGGUUGGUUGUGGUGCUGAAUUCAGUAUUCUGCUCGAUUGUAAGGGAACAUUGUAUUCAUUUGGUAUGCCUGAGUAUGGACAACUCGGACACAAUACGAAUGGCCAGUAUAUUGAACGAGCUGGUGCUAUUCAGUAUGCUGUAGUUAAUCAACCUAAAGCCAUUACGACUUAUGUGGAAAAAAACAAAAGCAAAGUGGAAGUUCUACCCAAGCCUGAAAUCAGAGAUUUUUCAUGUGGAACAAAUCACACGGUUGCGAUAGAUGAUCGUAAAAAGACAUACUCUUGGGGUUUCGGAGGCUAUGGACGACUAGGACACGCUGAACCAAAAGAUGAAAUGCAGCCAAGAUUAAUUAAAUACUUUGACGUUCAAAGAAGUGGUGUGAAAUAUGUAGCAUGUGGCCCUGCAUUCAGUAUUGCUAUUAAUGAAUUUGGGGCUGUCUAUUUAUUUGGUCAAAUGAGUAGUAGAGGUGAAGCCAACAUGUAUCCAAAACCCGUACAAGACCUUCAUGGCUGGAGCGUACGUAGUAUCGGUACGUGUGGAAUAGGAUUAGUUGCAGCCGCCGAUGAUUCGUGUAUAUCAUGGGGCUCCGGGACUAGCUCUGGAGAACUGGGACUAGGUGAAUUAAAAAAGUCCAGUGCAAAACCAUGUGAAAUGAAGAAACUUGACGGUGUGUACGUAGAACAUGUUACUUGUGGAGCUUCACAUACAAUUUUACUGGCUCGUGAUGAGUCGGAAGAUGACAAAGACAAUAUUGCUUCAUUGCCGGAGUAUAAACCUGUUGUGGGUUAACACAACUCGCUAGGUAUAUAAAAAUAAACAAAAAAACAACCCUUACAAUUUUUUUACUAGUGUUUAAGAACCAAGUGGUAUUUAAUAAUUUUUUUACUCUAUAAUUUAAUAUUUUUUUUACAAUACGUUUUGUUCCAUUAGACUUAAGCUUUAAUUGUAAAGUAAGCAGAACAAUGUCGAUCAGACCCAAGUUCCUGCUAGAUACAUAUUAAUGGUCUGUUCUUAAUUUUUUUUUCUUAUUAUAAUAUUAUCAUUUAUAAAAUGACAAGUGUCCGCGAUUAUACAUAGUAAAUAAGAAAUUAUACCAAAACAAUUGUUUU
Adelges cooleyi (spruce gall adelgid) is the source of this 2016-nucleotide messenger RNA. Its product is annotated as protein RCC2 homolog. Bases 260 to 1696 code for a protein of 478 amino acids. The record is from RefSeq and is a predicted model, not a curated record. The transcript has 8 exons. NCBI's taxonomy places the organism in Eukaryota, Metazoa, Arthropoda, Insecta, Hemiptera, Adelgidae.